CGGCCCGGUGCGCCCGGGCCCCAGCCCUCCCACACUUGUUGCGGUGAGCGGCGGCCGGGGCCGGAGGAGGGGCGGCCCGGGACAGCCGCCAGCAUGAUGCACGUCAACAGCUUCCCCUUCCGGAGGCACUCCUGGAUCUGCUUCGAUGUGGAUAAUGGUCCGUCCGCGGGACGGAGUCCCUUAGAUCCCAUGACCAGCCCGGGCUCCGGGCUCGUCCUCCAGGCCAAUUUCGUCCAUGGCCAGCGCAGAGAGUCCUUCCUGUACCGCUCCGACAGCGACUAUGACCUCUCCCCGAAGUCCGUGUCCAGGAACUCCUCCAUCGCCAGCGACAUACAUGGAGAUGACCUGAUCGUGACCCCGUUUGCUCAGGUCUUGGCCAGCCUGAGGACGGUCCGGAACAACUUUGCUGCGCUGACCAACAUGCAGGACCGGGCACCCAGCAAGCGGUCAGCGAUGUGCAGCCAGCCGUCCAUCAGCAAGGCGACCAUUACAGAGGAGGGCUACCAGAAGCUGGCCAGCGAGACCCUGGAGGAGCUGGACUGGUGCCUGGACCAGCUAGAGACCCUCCAGACUCGCCACUCCGUCAGCGAGAUGGCCUCCAACAAGUUUAAGAGGAUGCUGAACCGGGAACUGAGCCACCUCUCCGAGAUGAGCCGCUCGGGCAACCAGGUCUCCGAGUACAUAUCCAACACCUUUUUGGACAAGCAGCACGAGGUGGAAAUCCCCUCCCCGACCCAGAAGGAGAAGGAGAAAAAGAAGAGGCCGAUGUCCCAGAUCAGCGGGGUGAAGAAGCUGACGCACAGCUCCAGCCUCACCCACUCCAGCAUCCCCAGGUUCGGCGUGAAGACUGAGCAAGAGGACCCUCUGGCCAGGGAACUGGAAGAUGUGGACAAAUGGGGCCUUCACGUUUUCAGAAUAGCGGAGUUUUCUGGGAACCGGCCUUUGACAGUCAUCAUGCACACCAUUUUCCAGGAGCGGGAUCUGCUGAAAACAUUUCAGAUUCCCGUGGACACCUUGGUUACGUACCUGAUGACGCUCGAAGACCAUUACCACGGCGAUGUAGCGUACCACAACAACAUCCAUGCGGCCGACGUCGUGCAGUCCACCCAUGUGCUGCUGUCCACUCCGGCCUUGGAGGCCGUGUUCACGGACCUGGAGAUUCUCGCUGCAAUCUUUGCCAGUGCGAUCCAUGACGUGGAUCAUCCUGGUGUGUCAAACCAGUUCCUGAUCAACACCAACUCUGAACUUGCCCUGAUGUACAAUGAUUCGUCAGUCCUGGAGAACCACCAUUUGGCUGUGGGCUUUAAGCUGCUGCAAGAGGAAAAUUGUGACAUUUUUCAGAAUCUGACCAAGAAGCAAAGACAAUCACUAAGGAAAAUGGUCAUUGACAUUGUGCUGGCCACAGACAUGUCCAAACACAUGAACCUUUUGGCUGACUUGAAAACGAUGGUCGAGACUAAGAAGGUGACAAGCUCGGGCGUUCUCCUCCUGGAUAACUACUCAGACCGGAUUCAGGUCCUCCAGAACAUGGUACACUGCGCAGAUCUGAGCAACCCAACCAAACCCCUGCAGCUGUAUCGGCAGUGGACAGACCGCAUCAUGGAAGAGUUUUUCCGGCAGGGAGACCGUGAGCGGGAGCGGGGCAUGGAGAUCAGCCCUAUGUGUGACAAGCACAACGCGUCAGUGGAGAAGUCCCAGGUGGGGUUCAUAGACUACAUAGUUCAUCCUCUCUGGGAGACCUGGGCCGAUCUGGUCCACCCCGAUGCCCAGGAUAUCUUGGACACCCUCGAGGACAAUCGCGAAUGGUACCAGAGCACAAUCCCGCAGAGCCCCUCUCCAGCCCCCGAUGACCUGGAAGAGGGUUUGCAGGGCCCAGCGGAGAAAUUCCAAUUCGAGCUGGCCCUGGAGGAGGAUGGUGAGACGGACACGGAGAAGGACAGUGGGAGCCAGGUGGAAGAAGACACCAGCUGCAGCGACUCCAAGACUCUCUGUACCCAGGACUCAGAAUCCACUGAGAACCCAUUGGACGAACAGGUGGGCGAGGAGGCCGAGGGCCGGGAGGAGCAGGAGCAGGAGCAGGAGAAAGAGAAGAAGGAAGAGGAGGAGGAGGAAGAGGUGGAGGAGGAGGAGCAGGAUCAGAUGGAACCUUGUGUGUUAGAACGAGAUGGUUGCCCUGACACGUAACAGUGUGAAGAUUGACCCUGUCUCCUCCUCUGUCCCCUCGUUGUUCCCCCGCCCUGCCCCCAUCCCCCUCUUUCUGUCUUUUUAAAUCAGACAUAUCUCCAUGUCCCCGCCGUGGCCACCCUCCCCCCUGCCCCCCGCCGUGGUCACGCCUUAGUGUCACCUGCCGGGAAGCUUGUUGAGCAACCCUGACCUUGAUCCCUCAGUUUGGCACUCAGGAAUAUUGUAUCCGCAAUCUUCACCCCUGUGGCAGGCAGCGGAGCGAGUGGCGAGGGGGGGCAUGCCCGCGGUGGCCGCUUGCCCGCGAUGGCCGCUGUGCCCGCGGUGGCCACUGUGCCCGCGGCAGCCCUCUGACCAGCCGGCGGCUAAGGGGUCUGGUCAGGCAGGCAGGCACAGGUCACUCCUCGGUGCCGUCCGGAGAGCUCAAUGUGCCCUACCCGGCGGCUCUUUUACUUUAUCUUUGAGUUUGUUUUUAAGUCCCAGGAGCUACACAAAGGGGAGCAGCUAACAGGGGCGUUCCGAGCAGGAGCGUUCCGACCGGACGCAGGACCGCAGCGGGAGGGUGUCGGAGGUGGGGCCUCGCCACCCACCUGGGCUUUUGCUCACCCGCUGCCAGUCGGAAGAAGAUGAUGAGCUGCAGAGACAGAGGCAUUUUCUCACUCCAAGUCUUCCUGACGCCCACCUGCCCGCCUGCCCACCCGCCCCGGGGAUGCGGGGCCCGCCGCUCCUCGGGGCCGCAUCCAAGGACCGAGGCCUUCUGUAGCGAGGCGGAUGGAGGGGCGAUUCUGUAGAAUAGACAGACAGGGUACAUACAGAACCUUCGUCGGCCACCGGUUGUCUUUUCCAUGGAGUGACUGGCGAGCUUUGAAGACAGAUCUGUGCUACACUGGAUUAUAUUUCUAAUUUUAGAAUUUUUUUUGCACCUUAGAUUUUCACAGCAAAUAACCGACCUGUAGCGAUUUGCGUUUGGUAUCCGGGUGACCUCCGUGGGGGCGGCAGCCGGUCGGAAGCCUUUCGAGAGGAGCCAGGUGACCUGGCUUCCGUUUCAUCCUUCUAGACCAGCUCCACCUAUCUGUCCAUCUGUCUGUCCGCCCAUCUUUCUGGUUCCCGGAGCCUCUGCUGCCCAUCUGACUCGCGGUCAGGAGGGUCUCGGGAACGCAUGGCUCACCCUGGGCAUUGUUGCGGGUGGGGAGGCGGGUUUCCAGGGAGCACUGGGGUGGCAGGGAUUUUCCCGCCGGUCUCUUCUGAGGCUCAGUUGGGUCAUAUGCCGGAAGGACCGCUCUGACCGGGAUGUUUGUCGUGCUCGAUCCGGUUUUGGGCGGGGGGGUGGGUGCGCAACGGAGGGCCCGGAGCCACAUGAGUGCUUCUACUGCCGGUGAUCCCAGGGCCCUGGCCCUUCCACCGUUUCAGCUCACGCCCAAGCUGGCCCGUAAUGUAGGAGAACGAACUGGGACCCCAACCCCGGCCUGGCCAGCCACUGCCAGAGGCUAUUCGGGAGCCCCACGCUGGCCUGGGAUGGGCAGCGGGGAAUCUGUGCCCCCCGGACGAGCCAGCGUCCCCGACCAGACACGGCUGACUCAUCCAGCCUCUCUUCUGGGAGAAACCGCUUGUACGGCGGCCGUGGUCGGGGUGCCAAGGGGCGGAGGGGUCAGAUGGCUCCAGAAAGCAAGCCCGGCUCGGACCGGACUUGACUGGUGGCCUCGCACCAGUCCCACCCAGUUUGUAAAUGGAAUCGACUGGGUCCCGGGGCUUCCGCUGUCUCAUUCCGCCUGGGUUCUGCCCCCGUAGGCACCGCCAUGAGUCGGGGUCGGAGUCCGUCCUUGUCCCCAUCUGGGAUCGGAUGGGGACUAGCUAGGGGAGAGGAGAGAAGACGGUGGGCCCGGAAAAAUGGGUCUUUUUACAAUGUAGCAUCUGCCUGGAAGAACCUGGGCGGUGGGUGGAGGAAGGGGUGGGGGGAGGAGGUCAGCACACCUGCUGUCUACCUCCGUGCGAGGGACGCCCCAGCUUUGGCCGCGACUGACCGGCGGGAGUUGGGGUGGCCGCAGCUCCUGUCCAGGAGCAGGGGUCGGCUGGGGGUCAGAUCCCUAGGUUGCGAGGAGCCCGGUCUGUCCAGUGAAAACGGGAGCUUCGAGGCGCCGGGCCGGAUGGGCAGGGCCAGGGCCGGGGGCGGGGAUGGGGAGUGGAGCGGGGAUUGGCUGCCGUCCAGCCUGCGGUUUGAUUUUUUCGGUCUUGAUCUGGCAGAAGAGGUCGCCACCCUGGGGAGAGGUGAGACGGGGAUGCUGCCGCGCUGUCGUUAGGGCCGCGGCUCUUCUCCGCUCCCCUUCUCCCAGGAGAUCUCUGCCCGCCCCCUUUUCCCCUUCCCCCCACCCCCGCUUCCCCACCCCUUUAGCCUGUAGAGGCCCUGCCGAGUGCCUGGAAUCUUAAUAAUGAAAAAAGCAAUAGCCGUCCCUAAACCAGACACUCGAACGGGUUAGACCUGCACUAACGGGAGACCGAUCCUGCGCACGCAUCGCUUCACAGCGAGCCAGUGACUACUCCACCCCCCUCCCCAAGAGCCUGGGGGCAUCAAAUGCACUGUACAGCCCCCCCACCCCCUCCCCCCACAGCCAGGGGGCACCAUCCUCUCCAUUCCCCCCAGCGGCCUCUGGGCGCGGCCAACGCUCCCUCCCCCACCCUCCAGCAGCCUCAAGGCUUGGGUCAUCACUCCCCACUUCCCCAUUCCCCCCCCCAGCAGCCACGGGGCUCAGCCCAACCCCCUCCCACACACACCCCCCACCCCCCAGCAGCCUCAGGGCGCAGCUCCAUGCACGGAUUCCCAAAGGGUACCCCUGCCCUCCCAUCCUCUCCCCCAAAGGGUAUCCUCUACAAAGGACUUCACAAAAAAAAAACCUUUGCUGCAAGAAAAUGCAACACGGGGGCCCUAUAGAACGGAAGGGGCAGAAAUCCGGGUCUGCAGAGAACGGUCGUCCCCGACCCCGUCCCCGUCUCCCUGCACCAGGCGCGUUAGCCGUGCGGUCCCCGAGCAUGGCGGCACUGGGUCGUCCGCGCCGGUUUCCUUUGUGUCAUUGCUCAAAUCUGUGACAUGACCGUGUAGACAGAGCAGAUGCCGCCAGAAAAACUUGAAUGAAAUGGAUUUUGCAGAAGGCUUUGUGAUCAUUUUUUAAUGCAUUAUUUAUUUUGUGCAGUGUGUGACUUCUCACCAAAUGACCUUAUCUGUAAUACAGUCCCGUUUGUCUGUUUACAACCACGUAUUUAUUGUAAUGUACAUACUGUAAUGUUAAUUGUAAAUUUUGAGUUCUCAUAAGUCAUCGCCCGUGACGGGGUGGUGUGGAGAUAUUUGGAAACUCUUGGUGAGAGAAUGAAUCGUGCGAACACUUACUCCUUGGAAAUUUUUUCCUGCUGCUGCACUAGAUAUUCUACGACGUCACCUUUAGAGCUCGAGGAUGGAAGGUUCGACGAGACGAGAUGGAUCGCAAAGCGGCAGGGCUUUGGUCCCAGGGCUGUGCCUUAAUUCUAGACUCGAUUUACUUCUCUUUUGCUGCAUUUGGAGGUGGGAGCAGGGGUCCGGGCCGUCCGACGGGCGGUUUCUGACCCAGCGGGUGACCGGCGGGAGCCGUCUGCCCGUAGCCCAAGCUCCACCCCUGCCCCCCUCGGGCGGGAAUCGCCCCAGUGGUCAUGGUCGGGGCCAGCGCCGUGGGGUUGUGCCAGCGGGCUCCACCGCCCUGACUCCCAUAAGCACACGGGACGGAAAGCCCCAGGCACUCCCGUUUCCAGCUCACCAACUGGGUAGCCGAAUGGUAGGAGUCGGGGAGGCAGAGGCGUUUUCUGCGUCCCUCCGGUGUCCGUGGACAACAGGACGCCUUUGCCCGGAGCCCGUCCCCUCCCUGUAGUGGCCAUACACGGCAGGGCGUUCACGCCCAGAGCCCGUCCACUCCUUGGCGUGGCCACGCACAGCCGGAUAUCCACACCCGAGGUCCGUCCACUCCCGGGGGUGCCCACGCCCAGCCAGACAUCCGUGCCUGGGGCUCACCAACUCCCUGGUGCCCGCGCAGAGCCGGACAUCCGCGCCCGCGGCCGGAGACACCCAUCAGAUAGGACCGGUCGUACUGACGAGCUCUUUCCUCCGCUGGCACGUGCGGCCUAGGCAGCGUGUGGGGGCACAUAGGGGUGAGGCGUGGGCCGCUGCAAGGGAAGCGUGGACCGGCGGGCAGGAGGGCAGUCAGGCAGGCACUCCGUCCCCAUUCCUCCAGUGCCCACCCGUCCACCUGUGGGAAGGGGCACUGGUCGGUGGGAGGGGAGGCUCUCUUUCAAGGAAAAACAUAAUCUCCCUUUUUUGACACAAACUGUAGAUCUUAGCAGCCCUGGCCCAAAGGAAUUUAAUUACUGUGGUUUUAAACGGUAGGAAAGGGACACUGUAACAGCCACCAAAUACCUGAACAUUGUUCGUGUUUUUAAUUUUGUUUUCCCUUGGGUUAUCUGUGGAGUGGCGACUUGUGUGGACCCUGCAGAUGCUGAUCCCAGUCUCUCCUCCAGCCCCCGGGCCCCGGGCCCACCACCGUAACCUUCCUCUGAGAUUUUUUUAUAUGCAAUGAAAUAAAAGCAUGGGUUGAUUCUG
Ornithorhynchus anatinus (platypus) is the source of this 6796-nucleotide messenger RNA. It is a transcript of the gene PDE4D, whose product is annotated as phosphodiesterase 4D. NCBI's taxonomy places the organism in Eukaryota, Metazoa, Chordata, Mammalia, Monotremata, Ornithorhynchidae. The record is from RefSeq and is a predicted model, not a curated record. Gene Ontology annotation, molecular function: 3',5'-cyclic-AMP phosphodiesterase activity; ATPase binding; transmembrane transporter binding. The transcript is spliced from 15 exons. Gene Ontology annotation, biological process: cAMP catabolic process; signal transduction; regulation of cardiac muscle cell contraction. Gene Ontology annotation, cellular component: nucleus; cytosol; perinuclear region of cytoplasm. Bases 94 to 2184 code for a protein of 696 amino acids.